Venturia canescens is the source of this 2140-nucleotide messenger RNA. RefSeq lists its product as uncharacterized. The coding region runs from base 34 to 2064 and encodes 676 amino acids. Lineage: Eukaryota; Metazoa; Arthropoda; Insecta; Hymenoptera; Ichneumonidae. The record is from RefSeq and is a predicted model, not a curated record. The transcript is spliced from 3 exons.
UAUCACGUCUUUUUUCUCAAAAAUUCCUUAUUUAUGUUCAGAUGUCAAGUUUUUGAAAUGGUCAGCGAUGAAACAAAAAAUUUUCUAAUCGAUCAAAGAUCAGCAAGACAAUUUCAUUUGAAUUAUUUGGCCAAUCAACAAGGAAAUUCAACUAAGUUAUCUGAAAAACGACUUGACGAUCGCCCUAUUGAAGUAUUAAAUCCUAAUAAUCCGCUUGUUGUUAAUGAUAAUCAGCCCACCGAAGUGUUAGCUUCUGACAACAUCGAAACAGGAUCUUUUGAUAUUCAGCACCAGUUGAAUGAUGCUGAAUUACUAAGGGAAAAUUCAGCUAACUAUUUACCGUCGAGUUUGACAAGCACAAGUGGAACAAUGUCUAGUGGAGAAGCUCUAACUUUUUCGUCACCACCAAGUCAACAGUCAGAAUUUGAUCCAGGUGGAAGAUAUUAUAAUAAAAAGAAUGAAAGAGGAACUGUUAACAUUAUGACAGAGAACGUGGUUGCUACACUGGAUAAUUGUAAAGUCUCUUAUAGAAAUUCCGUCCGCAUAAUAUCUGCGAUCUCUGAAGCUCUAGAGGUUGAUACUAAGGCCUUAAUUUUGAACAAAACGUCUUAUAACGAACAGCGAAAAAAAAUUCGUGAACAAAAAGCUUUAAAACUCCAAAAAUUAUUUGGUGACGUCCAGUUUACUGCAGCUGUUCUUCAUUGGGAUGGUAAGCUUAUACCAGAUACGGUUUCAUGUAAACAAGUUGAUCGGGUCCCUAUAUUAAUUAGUAAUAAUGGGGUGGAAAAACUUUUGAAUGUACCUGCUUUACCUGACGGAAAAGGAAAAACUCAAGCUGAAGAAAUUUAUAGUGUUCUUAAUAAUUUAAGCUUAACAGAAUCAAUAAAAGCACUCUGUUGUGAUACAACCGCUUCUAAUUUAGGUUGCAAUAAUGGAGCCGCAGUAUUAUUAGAACAAAUGCUAGAAACGGAUUUAUUAUGGCUACCGUGCCGACACCACAUAUAUGAGCUAACUCUGACCAGUAUUUUCACUGCAAAACUACCAGGUACUACAGGACCAAACGUUCCUUUGUUUAAAAAGUUUCAGAGCUGCUGGAGUACAAUUGAUAAAAAUAAAUUUAAAGAUGGAUUAGAAGGAAAUAGAAUUCACAAAAAAUUGAUCAAUCAAGUUGAUGAAAUUGAUCUAGUCAUCAAAAACUUAUUAGCAACUGUUUUACCCCGCGAUGAUUACAAAGAGCUUCUUGAACUGUCCAGAAUAUUUCUUGGUACCGUCGACCAUCAAAAUGUUAAUCUUUAUAAGCCUGGAGCUUUCCAUCACGCUCGUUGGAUGUCGAAAGCCAUUUACUCAUUAAAAAUUUACAUUUUUCGAGAUGUUUUUAUUCUUUCAGAAGAGGAAGAAAAAAGUUUAUUGGACGUUUGUUUAUUUGUCGUGUUUAUAUAUGUGAGAUUUUGGUAUACGGCACCUCUUGCUAUAGCUGCUCCAAACCAAGAUUUACAAUUUUUGAAAGCAGUCUAUGCCUAUAAAACAAUUGAUAAAUGUUUAUCCGAAGCUGUCUUGAAAAAAAUUAAAAAUCAUUUAUGGUACUUGAGCCCAGAAGUGGUGGCACUCUCGUUUUUUGAUAAAAAUAUAUCAGAUCACAUCAAACGCAAAAUGGUCAAAGCUUUGUCUUUAGAUACGGCUUAUGAAUUUGGUUGCCCCAAAAAGUAUUUUAUAAACAAUGAUAAUGAUUUAAAAAAUUUACAAACAAAGGAAAUUGAUUAUUUUGUAAAUUGUAAUACUUUAGACUUUUUUAAGAGGUUUAAUAUUAAUACGAGCUUUUUCGAAUUGGAAGUUCAGACGUGGUAUGGAAAUGAUGAUUAUUUGAAAGGAUUAGAGAUUGCUAAGAAUAUUAAAGUUGUUAAUGAUGUAGCAGAGAGAGCUGUACAAUUGACUCAAGAAUACAUUAAUGUAUUAGCUAAAGAUGAGAAUCAAAAACAGUAUCUUCUCCAAGUAAUAAAAGAGUAUAAAAAUGAAUUUCCAAAUGCUACUAAGGAAUGCCUGACGAAAAAGUUAAAAGUACAAUGAUUUACCUAUGUAUUAAGAUAUUGAAAUUUGUAUUUUUAUAGCUUAUUUGAUGAUUGAGAAUUUGAAAUAAAAGAAA